AUGGCUGAUAGAUAUUCCUUUUCCCUGACCACGUUUUCCCCAAGUGGUAAGCUGGUCCAGAUUGAGUAUGCCCUGAAUGCGGUGAAACAAGGUGUCACGUCGUUAGGUAUAAAAGCCACCAAUGGAAUAGUGCUGGCUACGGAAAAGAAAUCUGCCUCGUCAUUGGUCAAUUCAGAGCAUCAGAGAAAAAUAGCACAAAUUACUCCAGACCUGGGAAUGACCUAUUCGGGUAUGGGUCCAGAUUUCAGAGUGUUGGCGGACGCUUCUAGAAAAGUAAGUCACACAAACUACAAGAGAAUUUACAACGAAAACCCGCCAACGAAGAUUUUGGUAAGCGAAGUUGCCAAGCUAAUGCAAGAGGCUACCCAAAGUGGUGGUGUCAGACCUUAUGGUGUUUCGCUAUUAGUCGGAGGUUAUGAUGACAACAACGGAUUCAUGCUGUAUCAAGUGGAUCCUUCAGGAAGUUAUUUCCCCUGGAAGGCAACUGCCAUUGGUAAGAAUUCCAAUGCCGCCAAAACGUUCUUAGAGAAGAGAUGGAACGAAGAGUUGGAAUUGGAAGAUGCUAUACACAUUGCACUGUUAACUUUGAAGGAGUCCAUCGAGGGAGAAAUAAACGGUGAAACAGUUGAAUUGAGUGUAAUUGGCAAUCAAAAUGAUGAUUUACUUGGAUUUAAAGGAGCAGAAGGUGUUCAUGGUCCAAGGUUUAGAACUCUGUCCCCCCAAGAAAUAAAUGACAGAUUGGAUGCUUUAUAG
Komagataella phaffii GS115 is the source of this 753-nucleotide messenger RNA. RefSeq names its product Alpha 2 subunit of the 20S proteasome. Lineage: Eukaryota; Fungi; Ascomycota; Pichiomycetes; Pichiales; Pichiaceae. The coding region runs from base 1 to 753 and encodes 250 amino acids. Gene Ontology annotation, cellular component: proteasome core complex, alpha-subunit complex; proteasome core complex. The transcript is spliced from 2 exons. The record is from RefSeq and is a predicted model, not a curated record. Gene Ontology annotation, biological process: ubiquitin-dependent protein catabolic process.